AUGUCCGGACGUUUGGAUAUUCCUGGUAACGGUGUACCUUAUAAUCAUGCCAUCAACGGUUUCAAGAAAUGCGUCCUUUGUAAAGAGUCGCCUCAAAAAUUUCCAAAUGAGCUUAGCCGGCGCGAAUACCAAGAAAUAAGUGGAAUUUGUGCCUGUUGUUGGGAAAUAACAACGCUCCCCCCUGAUGAAGGAGUCGAACAUGCAAAGAACGUACUACUUUUCUAUGGACGCGAGUUCAUUUUUCGAAAUGAAUGGCCGCAUUCAUGGAAAUGUCUUACAUGUAACAAGUUAGUUCAGGGAGAACAGACCAAGAAACCGCACAUAUGUGCAAUUGAAAAUAAUUGUCAAAAGGAAGAUUGGCGAAGGCACAAAAAAGAAUGUAUUUAA
Molecule: messenger RNA, 387 nt
Organism: Dentiscutata erythropus
Lineage: Eukaryota; Fungi; Glomeromycota; Glomeromycetes; Diversisporales; Gigasporaceae
Source: the annotation of a GenBank genome assembly